AUGAAGACAAGACGCCAGUGGGAGGAGCAGCAAAGGGAAAGAGCCCGCUUUUGGGCCGAUGCUGAAAGAGAUAAAAACCAAACAAAUACAGUUGGGGGGCAGGACGCCUCCCCCUACCAGCAGGAAAUUCUCAGGCGCUUUCAGAACAAAGUUGAAGAGGAGCAAAGAAAGAGAGAAAAAGAAAAAGGAAAAAACACACAACAAGCUGUUGAUGGUGCUGCUAUUGAGAGGGAGAUUGCAGCACACGAAGAGGCAACAGUGAAGGCGUGGAAAAAAUUCAAAGAGGAAAUGCGGGCCUUCGGCUUCAACACAACCGACAGCAGCAGCAGCAGCAGCAGCAGCAGCAGCAGCGCAGAGGCGAAAUACAAAAGACGAGGGACAGACGUGUAUGGAUACAAAAUGUGGAUUUCAAGAGAAGGAAGCAACAAACAGAAGAUGCGAAAACUAAAACUAAAAGUAGAAAGAUAUGGGCUAGAAGCAGCAGCUGCUGCGGGUCUGUUGGUAGGAGCAGCAGCAAUAGUGAAGCAUUAUAAAAGAGAAAAAGAGAAAAGAAGAGAAGCAGAGAAGGAGGCUGUCUAUAACAAACAACCGCAUGCUUAA
Eimeria mitis is the source of this 600-nucleotide messenger RNA. RefSeq lists its product as uncharacterized. NCBI's taxonomy places the organism in Eukaryota, Apicomplexa, Conoidasida, Eucoccidiorida, Eimeriidae. The transcript has a single exon. The record is from RefSeq and is a predicted model, not a curated record. The coding region runs from base 1 to 600 and encodes 199 amino acids.